This is a messenger RNA of Helobdella robusta, 321 nucleotides long. RefSeq lists its product as hypothetical. Gene Ontology annotation, biological process: proteolysis; collagen catabolic process; extracellular matrix organization. Gene Ontology annotation, cellular component: extracellular matrix. The record is from RefSeq and is a predicted model, not a curated record. The transcript has 3 exons. NCBI's taxonomy places the organism in Eukaryota, Metazoa, Annelida, Clitellata, Rhynchobdellida, Glossiphoniidae. Gene Ontology annotation, molecular function: metalloendopeptidase activity; zinc ion binding. The coding region runs from base 1 to 321 and encodes 106 amino acids.
AUGGCCAAUUUGAAAAUCGGAUUUUAUAAAAGGAAUCAUUCCGACAAUUAUCCAUUCGAUGGCCGCGGGAAGGUACUUGCUCACACCUUCUAUCCCAAGAUUGGUCAAAUCCAUUUUGAUGAUGAUGAAGUUUGGAGCAAUGGAACAACAGGCAUAUACUUUUAUGGCGUGGCAGUUCACGAAUUUGGUCAUUCCGUUGGAUUGCUGCACUCCAACCUUGAAGGAUCUGUUAUGAGUCCGUACUACGUAGGUUACAAGCCAAACAUCACUCUCUCGCCGGACGACAUCAACGGCAUCAAAGCCAUCUGUGGUUCUAUCUGA